Messenger RNA from Grus americana (Whooping crane), 3396 nucleotides. RefSeq names its product apoptotic chromatin condensation inducer 1 (gene ACIN1). The record is from RefSeq and is a predicted model, not a curated record. NCBI's taxonomy places the organism in Eukaryota, Metazoa, Chordata, Aves, Gruiformes, Gruidae. Gene Ontology annotation, molecular function: nucleic acid binding.
GUCGGAGGAAGCCGAAGCGGGAGGGGAGGGGGGAGUCGAGGCGCAGGCGGAAGUAAACGAUGCGCGGCCGGAAGGAGCCGAAGAGGAGGCGGAGGGAGCCGAAGGGAGGCGGAAGUAACCGAAGAGGAGGCGAAGGGAGGCGGAAGUAACCGAAGAGGAGGCGGAGGGAGCCGAAGCGGCGGCGGAGGGAGCCGAAGCCGUUCCGGAAGUUGCCGAAGCGCUUCCGGAAGGAGCCGAAGCGUCGCGCAGGGGCGGGCGCUGUUCGGAGCGGUUGAGCGGCGCCACACAAGAUGGCGGACGGGGAGGAGGUGACUCUGGACGGGCGGCCGCUCCAUCUGCUCCGCGUCGCCGACCUGAAGGCGGCCCUGGAGCAACGGGGCCUGGCCAAAAGCGGACAGAAGAGCGCCCUCAUCAAACGGCUCCGCGGGGCGCUGAUGCUGGAGAACCUCCAGAAGCACUCGACCCCCCACCCCACCUUCCAGCCCAACUCCCAGAUGGGGGAGGAGAUGAGCCAGAACAGCUUCAUCAAGCAGUACCUGGAGAAGCAGCAGGAGCUGCUGCAGCAGCGGCUGGAGCGGGAGGCGGCCGAGCUGGAGGGUGAGGAUGUUUUGGGGGCAGAAAGGGCCGCUUUGGGGCUUUUUGUCAAAAAAAAAAAAAAAAACCAAAACCCAAAACCUUUCAUUUUUCUUCACACCCCCCCCCCCAAAAAAAUAUUAAAAAAUGACAUUCAAGCUUCCGGGAAGAGCGGCCCCACCCCGGGAGACUCGGACGAGGAGGGGGGGCGGAGGCCGGAACGACGAGCCGGGCGCCUCCGGCAGGCUCGAGGCGCCAAGCCCCCCGAGACGGGGGCGGAGGGCCCCCCCCGCGGGCGGAGGGCCGGCGCGCGGCCCCCCCUGAAACCGGGCGAGGAGGAGGAGGAGGAGGAAGAGGAGGAGGAGGAAGAAGAAGAGGAGGAGGAGGAGGAAGAGGAGGAGGAGGAGGAAGAGGAAGAGGAAAAGGAAACCAAACCCCCCCCAGCCGGGGAGAGCCAAGAGCAGCCUGAGGGAGACCCCGCCCCGCCCAUGCAGGAGGAGGCCCCGCCCACCCAGGAGGCCCCGCCCAUGCAGGAGGAGGAGGCCCCGCCCACCCAGGAGGCCCCGCCCAUGCAGGAGGAGGAGGCCCCGCCCACCCAGGAGGCCCCACCUCCCGAGGAGGCGCCAUCCAAUGAGGAGGCGCCACCCAAGGCAGAAGCCCCGCCUGCCUCCCCCUCCCCGCCCCCGCUGAGGGAGGGGCCUUGCCAGGCCCCGCCCCCCCGGGAGGAGGAGGAGCCGGCCCCACCCCUCCUCACCAAGGAGCCGCCCCCUCCCGCGCCUGGGGGGCGUGGCCGGCGCCGGGCCAGCUCCUGCUCCUCUUCCUCCUCCUCCUCCUCCUCCUCCUCGCCCUCCCCCUCGCCUUCCGCCUCCUCCCCCGACAGCUCCCCCUCCCCCCCGGCAUCGCCCCCCCGCAGCGCCAAGGACACGCCCCAAGGGCCGGGGGGGGCGGCGGCGGCCUCCUGCCCCCCGAGUCAACCCCCCAGCGAGGAGCCGGCGGUGCCCGCGGAACCGGGGCCCCCCCCCGCAGCGGGGGGCUCCCCCCCCAGCGCCCCCCCGGACCCGGAGAGCCCCGCCCAGCCCAAGGCCUUCAAGAGGAAGAUCUCGGUGCUCUCAGCCUCCAAGGGGGCGGCGCCGGGCGCCCAGGAGCCGGGGGGCCGGAAACGGCGCUGGGGGGCCAGCACGGCCUGCGCCCCCAAACGGCCCUCCAUCAGCAUCACCACCGAGUCCCUCAAGAGCCUGAUCCCCGAGAUGAAGGCGGGGGGAGGGGCGGAGGCGGUGGUGGAGCUGCACCCCGAGGAGGGGCCCAUGUCGGAGGAGGAGAGCGGGGGAGGGGCGGAGAGGGGGCAGGGCGGCCCCCUCCCCCUCCUCCCCUCCCCCGCCCACCACCCCCCGCUGAAGAUCUGCCGCACCGUCACGCAGGUGGUGCCGGGGGAGGGGCAGGAGAACGGGCAGGAAGAGGAAGAGGAAGAGGAAGAGGAAGAAGGCAGGCCGGCGGGGGAGGGGAAGGGGGAGGAGGAGCGCCCGCAGCCCCUCCCCCUCCCCGCCCCUCCCCCCGCCCCCGCCGAAGCCGCCGCGCCGCCCCUCCCCCCGCCGGGCGAGGAGGGGAAGAGAGGCGAGGCUCCACGGCGGGGGAUGGGCGCCCCGUCCCGCCCCCUCGGCCUCUCCCUCCCCAUCGACGACCCCGUCCGGGCGGCGCCGCGCCCCUCCCCCCCCCGCGCCCGCCCCUCCCCCAUCGUCCAUCUCUGCAACCUGGUGCGGCCGUUCACGCUGGGGCAGCUGAAGGAGCUGCUGGGCAGGACGGGGCGGCUGCGGGAGGACGGGUUCUGGAUCGACAAGAUCAAGUCCCACUGCUACGUCACGUACGCGUCGGUGGAGGAGGCGGUGGCCACCCGCAACGCCCUGCACGGGGUCAAGUGGCCGCAGUCGAACCCCAAGGUGCUGGCGGCCGACUUCGCCGAGCAGGAGGAGCUGGAUUUCCACCGCGGGCUCCUGCCCGAGCGCCCGCAGCGGGGGGAGGAGGCUCCGGCGGGGCCGUGUCCUUCGGGGGCGGGGCGGGGCUCCGCCUGCCCUUCCUCCGGGGCGGGGUCCUCGGGCGGCCGCGCCCCCCGGGAGGCGGAGCGGGCGCAGUGGGCGGAGCGGGAGCGGGAGAUGGAGCGGCGGGAGCGGACGCGGGGGGAGCGCGAGUGGGACAGGGACAAGGGGCCCCCCCGCUCGCCCAGCCCCUCCCCCCCGGCCCCGCGGGGCCCCGCCCCCCGAGAGCCCCGGGCCCGGCACCGCCCCCCGGACAAGGAGAGGGGGCGGGGCUCCCGAGAGGCGCGCCCCGACAAAAAAGAGAAGCCGCCGGAGGAGCCGCCGGCCAAACUGCUGGACGACCUCUUCCGCAAGACCAAGGCGGCGCCCUGCAUCUAUUGGCUGCCCCUCACCGACACCCAGUUCGUGCAGAAGCAGGCGGAGCGAGCGGCGCGGGCGCGGGAGCGGGAGCGGCGCCGGAAGGAGCAGGAGGAGGAGGAGCAACGUCAGAGGGGAGGGGGCGGGGCCAGCAACGCCUCGGCCCCGCCCCCUUCGGGGCGGGACAAACGGGGAGGGGGCGGGGCCGGCUCCGGGCGAGAACGAGGCUUGGGCCCGCCCGGGGCCACGCCCACCGCCGCCAACGCCCCGCCCACCGCCCCGCCCACCCACCGCGACCACCACCGCGAACGGCACCGCAGCCGGGGGGGCGGGGAGAAACGCCGCAGUCGCAGCCGCAGCCGCAGCACCCCGCUGCGGGACCGGGGAGGGCGGCGCUGAGAGCGGCAAUAAAAACCACCCCGCGGGGGGCUUUGCA